This is a messenger RNA of Arvicola amphibius (Eurasian water vole), 1150 nucleotides long. RefSeq names its product aurora kinase C (gene Aurkc). Bases 199 to 1047 code for a protein of 282 amino acids. Gene Ontology annotation, cellular component: spindle midzone; spindle pole centrosome; spindle microtubule. The record is from RefSeq and is a predicted model, not a curated record. Gene Ontology annotation, molecular function: ATP binding; protein kinase activity. The transcript has 7 exons. NCBI's taxonomy places the organism in Eukaryota, Metazoa, Chordata, Mammalia, Rodentia, Cricetidae. Gene Ontology annotation, biological process: mitotic spindle organization; protein phosphorylation; regulation of cytokinesis.
GCAGCCCGGUUCCUGUAGCGGGCUGGGGCCUUCUGGGCCGUCGGAGAGGCCGCCGCCGGAGCGUUACCCGCCCACCCCUUUCCUGAGGCCCCCGGACCUAAGCAGCCGGCGGGACUUCAGCUUGCCGUCACUUCUUCCAGAGUUCAGGGAAGACGCUGGCCGCCCUCGGGCGCAGCUACGCCCACAACGACUGGCCAGAUGGAACCCAGCACCUCAGCCAGGAGGCCUUUCACCAUCGAUGACUUUGAAAUAGGGCGUCCUCUAGGCAAGGGGAAAUUUGGGAAUGUGUACCUGGCUCGACUCAAGGAAAACCAUUUCAUUGUGGCCCUGAAGGUCCUCUUCAAGUCCCAGAUAGAGAAGGAGGGAUUGGAGCACCAGCUUCGACGGGAGGUGGAGAUCCAGGCGCACCUACAACACCCGAAUAUCCUACGCCUGUACAACUACUUCCAUGAUGCUCGCCGGGUGUACUUAAUUCUGGAAUAUGCUCCACGGGGUGAACUCUAUAAGGAGCUUCAGAGAAACCGUGUGUUAGAUGAGCAGCGUACAGCCACGAUAAUAGAGGAAUUGGCAGAUGCCCUGACCUACUGUCAUGAGAAGAAGGUGAUUCAUAGAGACAUCAAGCCAGAGAAUCUGCUGCUGGGGCUCAGGGGUGAGGUGAAGAUCGCAGACUUUGGUUGGUCUGUGCAUACCCCCUCUCUCAGGAGAAAGACAAUGUGCGGGACUCUGGACUACCUGCCUCCGGAAAUGAUUGAGGGAAGAACGUAUGAUGAGAAGGUGGAUCUGUGGUGUAUUGGGGUGCUCUGCUAUGAGCUGCUGGUGGGCAAUCCUCCCUUCGAGAGCAGCACUCACAACGAGACAUACAAGCGCAUCCUCAAGGUGGAUUUGAGGUUUCCUCAAUCAGUACCUGUUGGGGCACAGGACUUGAUCUCCAAGCUUCUUAGGUACCAUCCCUCAGAACGACUGGACCUGGACCAGAUCCUGAAGCACCACUGGGUCCGGGACCACUCCCGUAGGAUGCUGCCUCCCUGCAAUCAGACGGUUUCCUGAGCUCUGCCUGUCUGUUAGUUUGUGUUUUUCUCCAGGCUCUGUUACUUCAUCUGUUUUGCUUGUUUUCUCUUAUAAGAUGUGAAUUAAAACUGAUAAAUAUCAA